AUAUAGUGACACGGAUUUUUCUCCUCAUUCCCGCCUCUGAAAAGGAAGAAGUCAUUAGAGAAAACGAGUCUCGAUUAUAUAUACACGUCCCAUCUCUAUCGUGUGCAUCGGUCUUCUGCCCAUCCGACGACCUUGGAACGACCAGCGGGGACUCGAGAGAGGUUUCGCCUUGGGUAAUCGGUGCCGCGGACUUCGAAAACUAGGCCUGCGCCCGCGAUGACGUCGCCGCGUCGCAUCGCACAAGUCUUUGCGUAUAUGUAUAUGCGUACCCUUCUACAGAGGUACCGAGAGCAGUGGUUUUUCAACCGGUAUACGUGAAACUGCAACUGUAUCUCGGUAUUCUUCUGAAAAUGUCAUUCCCACGAGCCGACUCGACUACAAAAGCCACCUAAAUCUACAAAUCUAUCCUUCUGAAGACCUUUCGCGGCUAAUUUCGACAGUCCACGGGAAUUGGUGCUAAAAGAGAGAUUCCUUUUGUUCAUUGCGACAGUUUUGAAUUCGAGGCAUCAUUCGAUCCUUAAUACCAAUCGAUCGAUGUUAGAAACCCAUGUCCCAUUCAACCGAGGUGUCAGAAGAUGUCCCGUCUAUUUUCCAUUUUCUCUUUUGCAAAAAAAAAAAAAAAAAAAAAAAAGCGAUUGAAGAACACUGACGUAGAGGCCGACGACGUCGUAUAGACCGGAGAGGAGACGUCGAGGGGACGAGGUACGGAAAGAAGGAGAAGGAGGUGCAGACGGAGGUGCGCGCGGUAACGAAACAAAUAGGCCGGCGACUUUCACCAAGCCGCGACCAAGAGCGACCGUGUGCUGGCGGAGGCGCGCUCGCAGUCAGACCCAACAGUCAGGAGAGGCGACCGACUGUUCUCGGAGGCCCCUCUUCGUCGAUCGAUCGCGUCCUCCAUCGGCGCUUCUCGCGGCCCGAUUUUCCAGAUCUCUACCGCAAAGUAUUAUAGUGUGCCUGGGCCGAUCGUUCGGUGGAGAAAGGUCAACUAGCACUGGAGACCCCCUUUCGUGAUCGGUAUAUCUGGGGUAGCUGAAAGUGACACUUUGGGUCUCGAUCAGGUGGUACCAAUUCGCACUUUAGUCACCUCCAGCCUCCGAAGCGCCUUCGGAGAGCAAUCCCAGAUUUUGUAUGGCGGUCAGUGCACUCUCUUGCUCAUCCUGUUGACGGACGGUACCAGCGAAAUGUGUCUCCGAGGAUAUCAUUGAGUUGGGGUGAACGAAGAAGCUACGUGGCAGAGAAAUGCGUAGGGGGCGUAGAUCCGAGGGCGAGACCAAGUGAUCACUUCAAGAUGACGAGACGACGACGGUCGGUCCGUGGUAGCCUGCCUCUCCGCGCGAUCAUUUGGACACUUUGGAUCGUGUUACCUGCUGGAACCGAUGCGGGACAUAAUUAUGCGGAUAACAAACAGAGGUACGAUGGAUUUUACAACAAUUUAGCACAUCCUGAUUGGGGAGCAAUCGACAGUAAGCUCAUCCGUAAAGUCCCUGCGGCGUAUUCUGACGGUGUUUACGCGAUGGCUGGCCAAGACAGACCAUCCCCUCGAAAGCUCAGCGAUCUGUUCAUGCAGGGUGACGAUGGUCUGCCGUCUGUGAAAAAUCGGACCGCAUUAUUCGCCUUUUUCGGACAGCUGGUCACGUCGGAGAUAAUCAUGGCCAGCGAAAGUGGUUGCCCCAUAGAAUUUCAUCGGAUCGAUGUGGACAAAUGCGAUCCGGUUUUUGACAAGGAGUGCCAAGGUAACAAGUACAUUCCAUUCCUUCGAGCGGAUUACGACCGUCAAACCGGACGCAGCCCCAACAGUCCACGUGAACAGAUAAAUAAAGUGACGAGCUGGAUCGACGGUAGCUUCGUCUAUUCGAGCAGCGAGGCCUGGGCGAACACGAUGCGGGCAUUCAAGAACGGGAGUCUUCUCAUGGAACAGACGAGGCAAUUUCCUGUAAGGAACACCAUGCGUGCGCCCCUCUUUAACCACGCGGUGCCUCAUGUCAUGCGAAUGCUCAGCCCGGAGCGUCUGUAUCUGCUCGGAGAUCCAAGAACGAAUCAGCACCCGCCGCUAUUGGCUCUGGGAAUCUUGUUCUAUCGGUACCACAAUGUCAUAGCCGUUCACGUGCAGAGGGAACAUCCCAACAUGUCCGACGAAGAGGUCUUUCAAAAAACGCGUCGGAUAGUCAUCGGGACAAUUCAGAACAUAAUUCUUUACGAGUAUCUUCCGGCAUUGCUAAAUGAAGAUUUACCAUCGUACAGCGGUUAUAAACCAGAUCUACAUCCGGGUAUUAGUCACAUAUUCCAAAGUGCAGCUUUUCGCUUUGGUCAUACUCUUAUACCACCGGGAAUAUAUCGGCGAGAUGAAAAAUGUGAAUACAGAAGGACCAAUACAGGCCAGCCAGCCAUUAGAUUAUGUUCUACAUGGUGGGACUCAAAUGAAGUUUUAGCUAACAGCACGAUCGAAGAACUGAUCAUGGGUAUGGCAUCGCAAUUGGCGGAGAAAGAGGACAAUCUUCUCAGUACCGACAUCCGGAACAAUCUGUUCGGUCCCAUGGAGUUCUCACGCAGGGACCUGGGUGCCCUAAACAUCAUGCGGGGUCGGGACAACGGUCUGCCGGAUUAUAACACAGCCAGGGUGCACUUCAAGCUGCCCAGACGGAAAACGUGGAACGAAAUUAAUCCCGAGUUGUUCAACAAGAAUCCGUCGCUGCUGCGGACCCUCGUCGAGAUCUACUCGAACAAUCUCAACAACGUCGACGUCUACGUCGGCGGGAUGCUCGAGUCCAAGGGUGGACCUGGUGAGCUUUUCACCGCGGUUAUAAAGGAGCAAUUUCUCCGUUUGCGGGAUUCCGAUCGCUUCUGGUUCGAGAAUGAAGAAAAUGGAGUUUUUACGAAAAACGAGAUACAGGACAUCCGUCGUACCACGCUCUGGGAUGUGGUCACAAACGCGACUGACAUAUCUUUCAACGCGAUACAGAAACAAGUAUUCAUUUGGCAGGACGGCGAUCCGUGUCCUCAACCCUUUCAGUUGAAUUCGACGAUGCUCGAACCCUGUGUACCCCUGCAACGUUAUGAUUAUUUUGAGGGUAGCGAACUCGUUUACAUCUAUGCUUGCGUAUUCCUCGGAUUCGUCCCGAUUCUUUGCGCCGGUGCUGGAUACGGAUUAGUGAAGUUGCAAAACAGACGUCGUCGGAGAUUGAAAAUACUUCAAGAGGCUAUUCAGAAGCGAAGCGACGGUCGGAUCUGUGUCGAUAAGAUGAUUGUACGCGAGUGGUUACACGCGAACCAUCGCCGUCUCGUGAAGGUGAAAUUCGGACCGGAAGCGGCAUUGCACAUCGUCGAUCGAAAAGGGGAGAAACUGCGCACGUUCGACUUCAGCGGCGUUAACACGAUAACUAUGGAGGAAUCGCAGGAGAGCGAAACCGGACAUCGUAAAGCCCUAGUGCUAUUACGUAUACCGCGCGAUUACGACCUUGUCCUUGAACUCGAUUCGCUGGCUUCGCGUAGAAAGUUCAUUGCGAAAUUGGAGGCGUUUCUGGCGUCACAAAAAAAGCAUUUCACACUUACGCCAAUCGCGCGAGAUAUCAUGCUGGCAAAAGCGGAAACCAAGGAGCGCCGACAAAAAAAGCUUGAACAGUUCUUCAGAGAAGCCUAUGCUCUGACUUUCGGCUUACGACCUGGCGAACGAAGACGACGAUCCGAAGACAGCGAUACCGGAGAAGUCGUCACUGUGAUGCGCACGUCGCUCUCCAAGAGCGAAUUUGCAAGUGCUCUAGGUAUGAGACCCGAUGCAGUCUUCGUGAAAAAGAUGUUCAACAUCGUCGACAAAGACGGCGACGGCCGGAUUUCCUUCCAGGAAUUCUUGGACACGGUCCUGCUGUUCUCGAGUGGCAAAACUGAGGACAAAUUGCGGAUUAUUUUCGACAUGUGCGACAAAGACAGCAACGGCGUAAUCGACAAGGAAGAACUGUCAGAGAUGUUAAGAUCGCUGGUCGAAAUAGCGAGAACCACGAGUCUCUCGGACGAUCACGUUACGGAACUAAUCGACGGCAUGUUUCAGGAUGCCGGACUCGAGCGGAAGGAUUAUCUCACGUACAACGACUUCAAGCUGAUGAUGAAGGAGUACAAGGGUGACUUCGUCGCGAUCGGUCUCGAUUGCAAAGGCGCCAAACAAAAUUUUCUCGACACCUCGACGAACGUCGCUCGUAUGACCAGCUUCCACAUCGACCAGCUACCACUAGAGGAUUCAAAGAGCUGGACACGGAAGCAGUGGGACGCUAUAUCGACCUUCCUCGAGGAGAACAGGCAGAAUAUAUUCUACCUCUUCGUGUUUUACGUAGUUACUGUGGCUCUUUUCAUCGAAAGAUUUAUCCAUUACUCAUUCAUGACGGAACACACGGAUCUGAGGCAUAUAAUGGGCGUAGGAAUUGCCAUAACGAGAGGAUCAGCUGCAGCUCUAUCCUUUUGCUACAGCCUCCUGCUGCUGACGAUGUCGCGUAAUUUAUUAACGAAACUGAAGGAAUUUUCGAUCCAGCAGUACAUCCCCCUAGACUCGCACAUACAAUUCCAUAAGAUCGCGGCGUGCACGGCACUUUUCUUCUCCGUCUUGCACACGGUCGGUCAUAUAGUCAAUUUUUAUCACGUUUCCACGCAGCCGAUAGCGCAUCUUCGCUGUCUCACCAGCGAGAUCAGCUUCCCCAGCGAUGCGCGGCCUACCAUCUCCUUUUGGCUGUUCAGAACAGUGACUGGUUUAAGCGGCAUUCUUCUCUUCAUCGUCAUGACGAUUAUCUUUGUCUUCGCACAUCCGACCAUUCGACAAAAAGCCUACAAAUUCUUUUGGUCGACGCACAGUCUCUAUGUGGUCCUAUACGCAUUGUGUCUGAUCCAUGGUCUGGCUCGUUUGACAGGCGCACCACGAUUCUGGAUAUUCUUCGUCGGCCCGGCGAUCAUUUACGCGCUGGAUAAAGUCGUGAGCUUGCGAACUAAAUACAUGGCCCUCGACAUCAUCGAGACGGAAUUGUUACCCUCGGACGUGAUAAAGAUCAAGUUCUACAGACCUCCGAACUUGAAGUACUUAUCGGGACAGUGGGUACGUCUCGCCUGCACCGCUUUCAGGUCCAACGAGUUUCAUUCCUUCACCCUGACCUCGGCACCGCACGAGAAUUUUCUGUCGUGCCAUAUAAAAGCGCAGGGCCCGUGGACGUGGAAGCUGCGGAAUUAUUUUGAUCCCUGCAAUUACAGUCCGGAGGACGAGCGUCCGAAGAUCCGCAUCGAGGGCCCGUUUGGCGGCGGAAACCAAGAUUGGUACAAGUUCGAGGUCGCGGUGAUGGUCGGGGGUGGCAUUGGAGUCACCCCCUACGCCUCGAUGCUCAACGACCUUGUGUUUGGAACGUCCACCAACAGAUAUUCGGGGGUGGCGUGUAAGAAGGUCUAUUUUCUAUGGAUUUGCCCGUCGCACAAGCAUUUCGAGUGGUUCAUUGACGUUCUCAGAGAUGUUGAGAGAAAAGAUGUUACAGACGUACUUGAAAUUCAUAUAUUCAUUACGCAAUUCUUUCACAAGUUCGACUUGCGUACUACUAUGCUGUACAUAUGUGAGAAUCAUUUUCAGAGGCUAUCGAAGAAGAGUAUAUUUACCGGACUCAAGGCCAUAAAUCACUUCGGUCGGCCAGACAUGACGUCGUUCCUGAAAUUUGUUCAGAAGAAACACAGCUACGUUAGUAAAAUAGGAGUAUUUAGCUGUGGACCACGUCCUCUGACGAAAAGCGUCAUGUCGGCCUGCGACGAAGUUAACAAAACUCGGCGCUUGCCGUAUUUUAUUCAUCACUUCGAAAACUUUGGCUAGUCAAGGUAUAUCGCUGCCCCCGUUCGCGUGAAAUAUUGAAUGGACUGUCCAUAUAAUUCGACAAUAUUUCGCGCGGAUCUCGUCUAUUUUAUAAAAUGUACAUAUUUAUGCGCUAAAACGCGCCGCUUUUUAUUAUUUAUGAAUUAAUAUGCGAGUAAUAUUACAUCUCUUAUUUAUGAACAAGAAAAAGAAGAUAGAUAUCCUUUCCUUCCCUAUUUUCUUUUCUUGAAACUAUUCCGAAGAAUUUAAUUUA
This is a messenger RNA of Nylanderia fulva, 6077 nucleotides long. RefSeq names its product dual oxidase (gene Duox). Gene Ontology annotation, molecular function: superoxide-generating NAD(P)H oxidase activity; heme binding; peroxidase activity. Lineage: Eukaryota; Metazoa; Arthropoda; Insecta; Hymenoptera; Formicidae. Gene Ontology annotation, biological process: superoxide anion generation; defense response; response to oxidative stress. Gene Ontology annotation, cellular component: plasma membrane; NADPH oxidase complex. The record is from RefSeq and is a predicted model, not a curated record.